AUGCCUGGAAACCGACGAGUGCCCGUUCUAAGGAAAGGAUGCUUGAAAUCCUUGCGCUCACCUGGUGCCGUUGACAGAGCAGCUGAGCAUGCGGGGCCUGUGCUGGGCUUCCUGAUUGACUUCGUUGUGCAGAGACCAGAUCAUAUCCUUCAAGUGGCAGAGGUGAUCAACAUUUUGCUCACCUCCGACGACUGGGUUGCUGCCCUCCAGGAAGUGAUGCAGGAUCUUGUCCUUCAGCUCACAAGCGAGCAGCAGGCCGUCCUCGGAGUUCAAAACGAUGUGCUCCUAGCGCAGCUUCCACAAACAGCUGUGGACUUGGCCCACGAGCAAGCAUCAAAGCUGUUGCAGGAUGCUGGCCAAGUUCGGAAAGAGCUCGAUCGUGUUCGUGCUGGAUUAGGCGAGGGUGGCCUGAGAUUCAAGAGCUCCGUGCAGGAGCUUCGCUUCGAGCCAAGCUACAGAUCUGGCGGUCACGUAUCGGCUGAGACUGGUGACGAAGGGGGCGAGGAUGCAAGUCCAUCUGGCUGGCGAUCCACCACAACACCAGAUGGCAACCGUUACUACUACCACCAGCGCACGAAAGAGAUUCGUCGCAUGCCUCCGGGUGUUGCGACAGCCUCUGCUUCUGAAGCAAGCAGUAGACCCAAGCCCUGGGUCGGUGAAAGGGUCGAGGUGUUUAGCAACUCUGUCCGCAGUUGGUGCCCUGGCUUCGUGGAGCGAGUGGGGAGGGCCGAAGUCAUGAUUGCCUUUCAGCUUCCACAUGCUCGUGCAAACGACUGGUGCAAGAAGACGCUACCACUUGGGCAUCCGGAGCUGAGAUGGGUCUCAAGACCACCCGAAGCACCCUUACCAGCUGGUUCAAGUGUAACUGUUUCUAGGGACAUGUCUACACCUAUGGAGGAAAAAAGAAUGAUGUGUAAAACCUCCUCUGGGUUUUUCGGAACCAACCUACCGACCAAUUGGACCGAAGAUGAGCUGCAGCUGUACGAUGCUCUCUACGCAGAGCUGGAGACGAAGGCGAAAAGUCAUCCUCAAGACACUACAGAUGACAUGGAUCCAGUCGCGGCGCAGCAGUCCGACUUCAUAGCACAGUCUGGGCUGCCGCGGCGCGCCUUGCGGGAGAUCUGGCAGGUGGCCAACCCACACCUCGGGGCAAACCUUGGCCUCGAGGAGUUCCGGGCGUGCUGCCGACUGGUUGGCCAUUGCCAGGCCAUUACUGCGGACUCGGACGACAAGGCGCUAAAGCGCCUGCGUGCGGGUGGUGGCGGCUUACGCGCAGACCUUCGCAGCGCUUGCCUGGGCGAACCGCCCAAGGCACCUGUGCUUUCCUUUUUGCUGACACUUCCGCACUCUUUGUCGUUAUCUCUCUAUCCCCCCUUGUAUACAUGUCUAUGUUUAUGUCUCUGUCAGUGUCGGUCUCUGUCCCUCUCUCUCUCUGCUUCUCUGUCUCUGGCUCUGUCCCUUGCUCUGUCUGCCAUCUAUCUACAUAGCCUCGGGCAGAAGGUCAACCCAGAAAGGAUGCUGUAUGCACGUGUGCGUGUGUGUGUGUGUGUGUGGUUGUCAUGCGAACAUGCGCCCACUGGACUCGUGCCCAUCCUCCGAUUCAAGGCGCUGCCACGGUUUGGCGGAGCUUCACUCCUCGAGAAAGCAGAAAAGCUCAGAUCGGUCGUGGUGCGGUGCUUGCUGCGGUACACGUUACGUACAGUUUAG
Messenger RNA from Symbiodinium sp. CCMP2456, 1707 nucleotides. The record is from the annotation of a GenBank genome assembly. NCBI's taxonomy places the organism in Eukaryota, Dinophyceae, Suessiales, Symbiodiniaceae.